UUAGGCGCAGAUGACACACAGGGAGGUAAUCUCACAGGGAAGAGAGGGCAAAAAAACAAAUCUAUGUGUGUGUUGUGUGAGUGUGUAUGUGUUGCAUUGAGAGAGAGAGAGAGUGUGUGUGUGUGUGCGUGUGUGUUUGGAAACCCAGUGCGUCCACUCAGCCGGCAUGAGGUGGUCGUCCUCCUCUGGACUGGUUAUGGAUUGGUUUAGCCCCAGCAGUGGUGCUGAUAUUUGCUGAAGAUGAGUAGUGGGGGGGAAAACACCCCAGAGCCCCCCAGGGGGGGAGAAAAGAGGAAAGACUGUCAGCCAGACCUGCUGGGGCCCAGCCCUAAGAGGAGCACCGAGAAGAGGAACCGGGAGCAGGAGAACAAGUACAUCGAGGAGCUGGCCGAGCUGAUCUUCGCCAACAUCAACGACAUGGACGACCUCAACGUCAAGCCGGACAAAUGUGCCAUCCUCAAAGAGACGGUGAAGCAGAUCCGACAGAUCAAGGAGCAGGAAAAAGCUCCAGCGGCCGACACCGACGAGGUGCAGAAGGCGGACGUGUCGUCCACGGGACAGGGUGUCAUCGAUAAGGACGCCCUCGGGCCCAUGAUGUUGGAGGCCCUGGACGGCUUCUUCUUCGUGGUCAACAUGGACGGCAACAUGGUGUUUGUGUCGGAGAACGUCAGCCAGUACCUGUGCUACCAGCAGGAGGAGCUGAUGAACACCAGCGUGUACAGCGUGCUGCACGUCGGAGACCACGCCGAGUUCAUCAAGAACCUCCUGCCCAAGAGCCUGGUGAACCGGCGGAGCAGCGACCCGGCCAGCAGGAACAGCCACACCUUCACCUGUCGCAUGCUGGUCAACCCGCAUGCUGACGGGGACGCCCAGCCGGCCUCUGACCAGCAGGAGGCGCCGCAGCAGAAAUACGAGACCAUGCAGUGUUUUGCCGUUUCGGAGCCUAAGUCUAUCAAAGAGGAGGGGGAAGAUUUCCAGUCUUGUCUGAUCUGUGUGGCGAGGAGGGUCCCCGUCAAAGAGAGGCCGGUGAUGCCCACCUACGAGAGCUUCACCACCCGACAGGACCUUCAAGGUAAGAUUACGUCCCUGGACACCAGUCUGCUGCGGGCGUCCAUGAAGCCAGGCUGGGAGGACCUCGUUCGCCGCUGCAUCCAGAGGUUCCACCUGCAGAAUGACGGGGAGAUGUCCUUCGCCAAGAAACACCAGCAAGAUGUGUUGAGGCAGGGCCAUGCAUUCAGCCCUCUGUACCGUUUCUCCCUGGCGGACGGCACCAUCGUCUCGGCUCACACCAAAAGCAAGUUGGUCCGAUCCCCCACCAACAACGAGCCACAGCUCUACAUGUCGCUGCACAUCCUUCAGAGGGAGCAGAACAUGUGUGGCAUGAACCCAGACACACCUGGUGGCCAAGGCAUGGCCAAGCCAAUGAGCGGUGUGCCCUCCAUGACCCCACCCAGUCUGGGCGGCGCCUCCCCGUCUCCUGAUGCCUCGGUCAGCAGCAACACCCAACAGUCCACCUCCGCCAACAACACCCCUGGCCACAGUUUUGGUUGCCAGGGUGCCAUGUCGGGCCGAGUGCCCACCCCUCAGGGAAACAGCCACAUACCCAAGCUGGGCAGCCCGUCGUCCCAGGGAAGCCCAAGCGUCACGUCUGGGGCCCAGGGUGCCAUGUUGUCUCCUCGCCACCGCCAGAGCCCCAGCAUGGUGGCGAGCAGCAGCAGCGGUAGCCCUCGCCUCCCCCCGCAUCACUCCGGUCCUUUCUCCCCAUCAGCGGGCGGGCUCCACUCCCCAGCGUCUGUAUGCAGCAGCACAGGACAAGGAAGCGGCCACGGGUACAGCAGCAGCUCCCUCAGCGCGCUGCAGGCCCUCAGCCAGGGCCACGGGGUUUCCCACGGACUUGCCGAGGGGCAGCAUUCGGAUUCGUCUCCUGACAGGAAAUCGGCUGGCCUCCAGAGCCCCAUGCCCAGUAGCAACAAUGCUAGCCAGAUAGCCAAGAGCAGCGCUAGUUUGGAGGCCGACUUGUUUGGAGCUUUCGGGGAGCAGCAACAUUCGGCAUCAUCCCAAAACCAGGAGGGGGAGCAGGAUGAGAUGAAAGAUGGCGUCCCUGAAGGUUUCGGGGGAAACGGAAGAUUAGGAGAGCUCACCGACGGCCCAAACCGCCUCCUGAACAGCAAAGGCCACACCAAGCUCCUUCAGCUCCUCACCACCAAGUCCGAGCACAGCGAGCCCUGCUCUUCACACGGCGCCCUGGGGGACGAUGGGAACUGUAAGGACAACAUGGGCGGGGUCGGAGGCGUGGCCGGGGCGGGGCACAACAACCACUCCACCUCACUGAAAGAGAAACACAAAAUCCUCCACAGGCUGCUGCAGAACAGCACCUCGCCCGUGGAGCUGGCCAAACUAACAGCUGAAGCCACUGGAAAAGACCCCAUCGGUCCAGACUCGGCCGCAGGGGACAGCAUGGCCGCCCUGGGUGAACUCACUGCCAAGCAGGAGCCGGGGAGCCCCAAAAAGAAGGACAACGCGCUGCUUCGGUAUCUGUUGGAUAAGGACGAUAACGGCGUCCAGGAAAAAGGCAUCAAGUUGGAACCCGGUGACGGUUUGAAGAUGCCAAACAUCAAGACAGAGAAACACGAAGCGGGCUUUAGCAUGGCCGACCAGACCAGCGAGUUGGAGGAUCUGCUGGACAACCUGCAGAGCGGCGGCCAGCAGCAGCAGCUGUUCCCAGGCCAGCCGCCGGCCAGAGGGGUGUCCUCCUCUUCGUCGUCGUCUUCCUCGGUGCCGGCGGCCUCCUCCGUGGACAAACAGACCAUCAUCAGCGACAUCCUGCAGAUGAACGACAGCAGGAGCGGCAGCCCGCCCGCCCCGCACAGAGCCUUCGCCGGCAUCGGCCCUGCACACCUGAACGGGGUGAGGCUGGGCCACCCGGGGCGAGGCGGCCCCCCGGUCAGGAGUGUGUCUCUGGACGGCACUUUGGGCCCUAACCACGCCGCCGCUCGGCCCUUCACCCAGCAGCACCGGAGUAGCGGCCCCUACUCCCUCCUGCAGCAGCAGCAGCAGCAGCAGCAUGGCAUGAUGGGAAGCCACGGGGGCAUGGCCAACCAGGCUGCCAUGGCCAACGCAGGCAUGCUGACCGGUGGCUCGGUCCGGGGCCCCAUGCAGCAGGGCUGGGGCCCCCAGGGGCCUGUAGGGGGCGCCGUGGGGCCGAUGAUGGGCCAGGCGGUCGCACCCGGGCGGAUGGUCCCAAACAUGAACGCAGCGCUUCCCAUGAGAGGAAACAGUCAGCCUGCAUCCAGAGCCAUGGUCAACAUGCAGAUGAUGGGCAACGAAAUGGAGAUGGCAAACCCCGCCUACCCUCAGCAGCAAGCCCCGCCCAAUCAGACAGCACCGUGGCCGGACCGCAUGAUGACCAUGGAUCACUAUGGCAACCAAAACAGGCCGCCGUACGCCGUCCCGCAGGACGAAGGGGGGGGCUGCUGCGGCUCGGGGCCCGGCAGCCAGCCGGACGAAGGGGCCCUGCUGAACCAGCUGUACUCGGUGCUGAAGGACUUUGAGGGCCUGGAGGAGAUCGACAAGAUGCUGGGAAUCCCCACGCUGGCUGGACAUAGCCAUGCAUCUAACCAGGACCAGUUCAUGGGCUCCGACCCGGCGGCUGGUAUGAAGCCUCCCCUGUACAGCCAGCACUACGGCAGCCAGCCGGGCUACGGCGGCCUGCCUCCGGACCACGGCUUCCAAGGCGGGAUGGGCCAGCAGAGGAUGCCCGGCUACGCCCCGAUGAUGAGGAUGCCGGGCGGGGCAGGAGGACCCAGAGCGGCCGGGAUGAGGCCGGGGGGGCCCGCCGCGGUCGCACCCCCCCAACCCAACAACCUGAGGCUCCAGCUGCAGCACAGACUGCAGGCCCAGCUGAACCGUCAGCCGAUGGUGAACCAGAUGAGCGGAGUGUCCAGUAUGAAUCUACCUCUCAGGUCUAACGUACCAAACCAGGGAACCCUCAACGCCCAGAUGCUGGCUCAGCGUCAGCGCGAGUACCUCAGCAACCACCUACGCCAACGCCAACAACAGCAACAGCAACACGUGCACCAGCAGCGCGCCAUGAUGAUGCGGGCGCAGGGCAUCAACAUGCCACCUAGCAUGCCCAACGGGGGCGCCACCCCCACGCCGGUCCCCAUGGGGGGCACCAACCCACGCCUGCCGCAGGGCAACCCGCAGCAGUUCCCCUACGCCGCCUCAAGCUACGGUACCGGCCUGCCCUCUCCUCCUCCUGCUCCUCCUCCUCAUCCCGGCUCCUCCAGCCCCUUCUCCUCUCCUCUCUCCCCCAGCCAUCAUCUGGCUAGCCAGGGCAUGCUGGGAAAUGUAGGCGGGCAGUACGGCGGGGUAUUGAGUCCAUCAAUGCAGCACAGUGCCUUCCAGUACAACAGUUCAGGGAUGAGCCAGCAGCAGCAGCAGCAGGAUCCAGGGUCAGGCUUCCCAGGUGGGACUGCCACCCCCCAGAGCCCCAUGCUGUCCCCCAGGAUGGGGCAGGGUCAGAGCCCCAUGCUGCAGCAGAGCCAGGGCCAAGUCCAACACCAGGGUCAGCCCCAGGGAACCUCCGGCUACCAGACUGGCGCCGACCUCAACGGCUGGCCCCAACCCGCCAACGUCUCCACCGGCAACAGUAUAUACUCCCAGCAGUCCCAGUCCCAGUACGCUCCACAGCCGAACGGAGGCAUGUACAGUAGCAACAACAUGAACCUGGGAGUUCCCAUGUCCAGUAAUGCUGGUAACAUGAACCAAAUGUCAGGACAGAUGACCUCCAUGACCUCCAUGGCUGUAGAACAGGUAACUGAUAGCAACCUGAUCCUGGAGCAGCUGGCGGGAAUUGACAUGUUGUCACAAGAAGGCGAAGCCACUUCUAAUUACUGCUGACCCCGGUUUUAGAUGAGACGGCGUAACACGCCACCAGUGGGCAAUUGCCAACAUCUCUCAACCGGCCAAUCGAGAUGAUGACGACGCACAAUGGAGACGCCGGUGGCUCUAACUCACCAGCCAAUCAAGAGAAAGCUUGUGGCGGUAGUUAAACAGAGGAACGGGAGGGACAUACCCAACCAUCUGAAGCUUGUUUGUUUCAGUGUAGCUUAGCCCCCCGUUUUUUACAUUUUCUACAGUGUGGGGAAACAAAUAGCAACAUUUCUCUCAAACCAGGAGGUCUGUGGGAAAAGUUGCCUUCUUUUUAAGAAACAAGAGGCUAAAAGUGGCACCUUUUCAACUAAUUUAGAGUGAUUUAGACUACUUUUCUGUGUUUGACAGCUUAUUGGACACUGAAUCAAUCCCACCCAUCUGGUAUUAGUCCAGAUAUAUAGACAAACACACACACACACACACACACACACACACACACACACACACAUACAUACACACACGCUUAUUCACAAAGUGUUUGCCCUUAGUGUGUCCUCUAGUCAAAUGAAUGUAUUCCUACAGUUUCCCCAUUGAUUUGUAAUCCUCUCAAAGUCUCUGAAAUAGUGUGUAUGAGAAGCGUAAUAGGAGAGAGAGAGAGAGAGAGAGAGAGAGAGAGAGAGUGUGUGUGUGUGUGCGUGUGUAAACCUGAAACAAAUGAUGUCACAGUUUUGGAUACGAGCAGAGUGAAUAGCUGACAAGCAUACACGAAACUGCUCAAUUUUCAUUUUUUACUGUCCUACUACAGAGCCUGACUUAAACAGUCAAUUUAAAAGGUUUAUGAAAAACGUUUUACUGGUAUUUAUAGUUUUGAAAAGGUUUUAGAAAGAUUCUUUGUAUGACACAAAUAAUGAGGUUAUCGUUCUUUGUCAAGAUCCUUUGAAAUGGUACAUUUUGAUGUUGAUUUGAGGUAAAUGCUUUCUGGUCCUGUAGUUACAGGUGAGCUGUAUCUCUAUUUCACUGCUUUUUGAAUGAAGGUGAAUAUUUAUAGAUAAUGUACAUACGUAGAUUUAUAAUGUCCCUGCUUUAUAAUUCCCCCCUGCCUGACUUUGCUAAUCAGCAGAGAAGAGUUUUAGUGAAACAAAUGUUUCUAGGUGGCAGAGCAGCUCCACGUCAUUGGUUGAAUUAAAGCAGAGUGGGUAGAGCCAAAGAAUCACACUCGUUAUACGUACAGAGAUACCCUGUCCUGUGGUGCCAGUUUUAUCAGUUUCCUACCAGGAUGUGCUCAUGAACACACCACCGAGUCAUGAGACCAUGAGGGAGUAAACGUGGCAGUUUGGGUAGAUCCCAACAAAGAGCGUGUUUAUGUGGGACAUGUUACUGAUGCUGAUAGGACGUCUAAAAUUUGUCUGUUUAAUCUAAAAAAAUAAGCAUUUCUACUCACCCCCUUAGCUCGUAACAUCUCUAAGCUUUGGCCUCGGCUCGAUUCAGUAUCACAUCUCUUAUUGAGCUUUUUGAGACAGGUGUUUCUUGUGAAAUUAAACAUUUACUGUAUUGAAAAAUAUAAAUAUAAAUAUCACCCAACUGCAAGUAGUUUGCCAGUCUUUGCUGUAGCUGCAUUUCCUUUUCUUUUCUUUGUGUUAGUUCCCAUCACACUUCGCCUAAAUCUGCAUAACUUGUGACUUCAUGGCGACUUGCAGUUUUCCCUGUUGGGCUGACAUCAAGCAGCCCUGUGAUGACAGCCUUCCCUGCUCUCUUCACUGCCACUGGAUAAACGCUAGAUUUAAGAAAAGUGUCGGUCCUGUAGUGGUUUGACUUUUGAAUCCAGUCAAAAUGUGGGACGUGGCUUCACCCUCGCAGCAGCAGAAAUACUAAGCUGGCUAACUGGUAAACUUGAAUGGCAAAGAAGGAGCUCUGGUCAAAGUAAAAAUAUACACGGCAACCAUGUCUUUUUUCAUGGAUUAAUUCAUGACCAUGAAGGCAUUCAUGAUGAUGGAGGGUCAGCCGGGUAGAAGGUCUGUGCAGCUAACUAAUGACCUAGCUGACAGUAGGGCUACAUUUUUUUUUUUAUUGAGUUUUAUGUGUUUGGCUUCAUAACAUUAGUUCCCUUCUCUCUAACCUCUUGCCUUUGUCACUUUCUUAGUUUCCUUUCACUUAUGUUAUUUAGUCAGGGAAAAAAAUGGUUGUUUGGCUCCACCCUCUGAAAUUUAAUCCAACCAAUGAGAUUGUUUCUUCUGUGUCUCUGCAAUAUUUGUGAACUAAAACUCCAAACGGGCGCAAAACACUUUACAAUGACACUUUACAAGUUGUGAAGAACCGACUCACAAGAGUCGAUCUUACACUUGGUGCUCUUUCCGGAGCCACUAAUGUGCAUGAGCGAGGACGGGGCUUGGUGUCUUGCUCAAGGACACUUCAGCAGAGCGCAGGACAGUCUCUCUACCAAGUCGAGAAGACACGAAGUUCUGCCCCAAAAUGAGAUGUCUGGCAUUCAAGAACAAGAGACACCUCGGGGGUAUUUCACCGAGCUGUUAGCCAGAUAACAACGAUGCAGCGUUCUGUGAUCGUGAUUUGCGUGUGUAAAACAAAACUUGAAUCAAAAGUGUAGGAAGUCAAUUUGGUCAUCUGUGUUGAAGAGCACUAAUGAUGAGCAAAAUUUCAGAAGAUAUUUCAUAACACGCUGAAAGUGUAUCUGGCUAACUUUCCAAUCCUGCUUGCUGAAAUAUCUCCAGGUCUUGAAAGUUGAUUAAUAAUGUUAAAUUUAAACAAUCUGUGGUACUUUCUUUCAGUUAUGAGGUGACUGAUGUCCUUUAACGGCACAUUGAUAUCGACCUUUAGACUGGAUUGUCUGGAUUUUAACAAUAUUGAAUGUUAAACUUCAUGUGAUGAAAUGUUUCUCCCUAAAACAGACACAUAGCUUUUGGAGAAUGAACUCUUCAAGUCAAUCAAGGUGCUCUCUCUGUUCAUUUACGGUGCUGUCAGUACAAGCUUUUAAGUGAACAAAACCGACUAACAGGCAACAUGUAUUUCUACCCUGGAUAGUCCACAAGUCUGUAAGCACAUACUGUAACAAACAAUGAGUUAUAAUACUUUUUUUGUUUGUUUGUUUUAGUUUUUUUUUUUUUUUUCGUUUUUGUUUUGUUUUAUUUUUUCCAGGCAAAUGUGAAAAUUGUAAACUGACUGCAAAAUGAAACAGUGAAAUGAAAUUAGGUGGAAAUAGCUCUAAAGUUCUAAAGUUUUGUGCUGGUCAUGUUUGAAGGAUUUUUGUUUUCUUUGUAGGACAUGAAACUUCUCAAAUCGCGAUUUUCCUCUAUGAUCUUUCAGCUUUCGAAACAGCUCGUUUUUAUUCCAGUGGACGUACCUAGUACGCUGUAAAAUCCCAAAGAUUUUACGACAAAACCUUUAAAAGAAAAUGUAAGCCAUGGAACUGUUUUGAAUGUCAAACUUUCUGCAAAGGAUCACGGCAAUCAAGACCAGAUGCGUAACGCUCGUGUACAGUAAUUCCUAAUGUUUUUAGAUAAAAGUGAAUGAUUUCCUCCUGAUUUUAACUGAUACAGUAUACAUAUAUAUGGAAGAUUUUUCUUAACUUAUAGAUUGAUAUUUUAUCAAUUGGUAAAUAAUUCAUGCAAGUACCUUAAGAUGCUAAAGACAUAGCAUAAUGCCUUAGAUCUGUGAUUUUCUGUCUGGUGUAUUAACUGUGAGAUUUACAGGUGUAUUAUAUGUGUAUAGUCAGAUACUGCUGAGUGUUUCACCCCGUCUUGGGCUUAGAAGUUAGACGACCAGGCUUUUGUUAUUUUCCCUUGAAGUCCAUCACCUGAUGUGGUAACACUUUAUAGCCUCAUCUCAGUGUAUUAACCUGUGUAGUAACAUAUGGGAAAGUACUGUAAGUGCACAGUAAUGCUGUGUUAGUGCUUGGUAAUACAUAAUAUCAGUGCAAAGAAUCUCAUUAAAGGGGCACUAUAUAAAAUUGCAUUAAAGAGAGGACUUUUUCAGCCACGCCUGACCAAAAAAAAAAAAACAAAAAAAACAAAACAUAAUAAGCAUGAGGGUGUUACCUGAAUGAAUGGUGAUUAUAAAUGUGUAGUGAUAAGUAUAUGCUGAUGAUACUCUGCUCUGUCUGUCACAGAAACCCAGUGUCUUUGUGAUCACGGAUAGAGUUGAGAGCUUCCACAUUUGGCACAAUAUACAACUGAACUUAGACCAAAGCAGGUGGUUGGAUCUCUGACACUGUCCUUUAGUGGCUCUCAUUGCAUAGAAAAUCAUGUGUUUCUUUUUUAGCAUCUGUAGCCAAAUGUGGUGUACCUCAGGGCUUAAUUCGGCGUUCAGUGAUCUAGGAUCUGCAUCGACCUCUGUUGGCAACCAGUAGGAACUGCAACAACCUAAACAAAUCUCUGGCAAUUUUUAAAGACAUAAAAUUGACAUUUUUCCAAGAAAAAAAAAAAGAACAGGCUGUUUAGAGAAGGUUAAUAUGUCACCAUGCAAAAUAAUGAUUCUGGAAAAUCAGUAUUGCUUUGUCAUUUGUUUUCUGGCUUGAGAACAGGGGGUGUUUUAGCCUCUGUGGCAAAAAUGUUUUCCGGCUCUGUCCUGAAACUCUAAUAGGUGGUGAGUUUUUGUUCUGAAACAGAGUCGAGGCCAGAAAGUAAGUUUUUAAAGGCAGAAAGCUCAGCAGCUGGCCAGGUCACUGUUGAAUCAUUGGUGUUAAUCAUCAAUCCAAUAAACCACAAAUAUAUUAUGGUCUGUUUGUGAUAUAGUGUGCUAAAAGUCUUAUUUAUUGCCCCUUUAAAUGACCUUCCCAUAGGUUAAUACACUGGGACCAGGGCUUCAUGAAGUGUUUUUCUCUGCGAUCACUAAUCGGUUGUAUUAUUUGUACAAAAAAGAAAAAAAAUGUGUUUGUCAUCCUGGAAAACAAAGUAUUUGUUUGACAGUACAAUGGUAAAUCAGAGCAAUAUGUUAAAGCAUAAGGAGGGAGUGUUGGUGUACAAAGCUUGGUGUUUGCGGUUCAAGAGAUUUUUUUUUUUUUUUUUUUAAGUUAUAAUCCCAGCUGUGAUAUUCAUAUUAAAUAUCUCAGCGGUCCAUACACACAGUAUAUCCCCCGAGUGUGAGUGUUUUAUUACGCAGAAGUCCAGUCGUUCACACACUUAUGCAAACUGUCGACUCUAAUGUUGCUUUUGCCAAUGCUGCUCGCUAAUUUAUGAUUCAUGCCAUUGUAAAUAAAUUAUUUUUAUUGAGUGGAA
Molecule: messenger RNA, 10103 nt
Organism: Myripristis murdjan (pinecone soldierfish)
Lineage: Eukaryota; Metazoa; Chordata; Actinopteri; Holocentriformes; Holocentridae
Product: nuclear receptor coactivator 2-like
Exons: 22
Coding region: 241-4902 (1553 amino acids)
Biological process (GO): cellular response to hormone stimulus; positive regulation of transcription by RNA polymerase II
Cellular component (GO): nucleus
Molecular function (GO): nuclear receptor binding; protein dimerization activity
Source: RefSeq, a predicted model, not a curated record